AUGGCGGCGCUGGCCCGCGUGUCCGCGCUGGUGCCCGGGCUGAGCGGGGUCCCGGCGGCGGGCGCGCUCCGGGCUUCCGCUCACCCGCUCUCCGCACAGGGCCCGGAGCUGCGCCGCGCGCUGCGCACGUCCGCGCCCUGCGCCAAGAACCGGGCGGCCCGGGUGCGCGUGGGCGACGGCAACAAGCCCGUGAGCUACGAGGAGGCGCACGCGCCGCACUACAUCGCCCACCGCAAGGGGUGGCUGUCGGCGCACACGGGGAACCUGGACGGCGAGGCCCACGCUGCAGAGCGAACGGUGGAGGACGUUUUCCUUCGCAAGUUCAUGCUGGGCACCUUUCCCGGCUGCCUGGCUGACCACGUUGUCCUGAAGCGCCGGGCCAACCAGCUGGACAUCUGUGCUCUGGUCCUGAGGCAGCUGCCAGCACACAAAUUCUACUUCCUGGUGGGCUACAGCGAGACGCUGCUGUCCCACUUUUACAAGUGUCCCGUGCGACUGCACCUCCAGACUGUGCCCGCAAAGGUUGUGUACAAGUACCUGUAGAGGACGCCCCUUCUUACAGCAGGCUGUAGCCUGGAAAGGUGCGAAAUGCUGGAAGGAACUGAAGGAGGACACAGUAAACGGCUGACCUCAGACCACUGAGACAUCAGUUCCCGCUGCUAUCUGUGAAUAAAGUCAUAGUGUCUUG
This is a messenger RNA of Jaculus jaculus (lesser Egyptian jerboa), 688 nucleotides long. It is a transcript of the gene Mrps24, whose product is annotated as mitochondrial ribosomal protein S24. Gene Ontology annotation, biological process: translation. Lineage: Eukaryota; Metazoa; Chordata; Mammalia; Rodentia; Dipodidae. The record is from RefSeq and is a predicted model, not a curated record. Bases 1 to 543 code for a protein of 180 amino acids. Gene Ontology annotation, cellular component: mitochondrion. The transcript has 3 exons.